UGGCUGUGGUUGGUGUUGUGAUGAAAAUAGCGCAUUAUUUAAAAUUUAUUGAUAAAGAGGAAACAUGGCGGAGCUGCCGUCUGUGGAAAUUAAUCGCACGUGCCUUUCCUUACUUUUCCGCGACAAUGCGGCGAGCCUUGGGGAUCAGGAAGGGUUCCUUAUUGGAGAGAUCGUUGAGCGAGUUAAAAAGAUCAGCGAUGCCGAGGAGAAUGCUGGAAAAACAACUGUGAUAAGAAUUACGUCAACCUUUUCUCUCCCAAAACACUGCAAAUUCUACAAUGGAAUCGGGAAAAUCGACGUCGACGCUUUACAAGGCUUGUUGGGACCCUAUAAUAAUAAAAUUGUUGGCUACUUUGACUUCAAGAGAAACAUGCCACCUGAAGUGGAGGAUGAAGUUACAUUCAUCCAAAUGAAUGUCCUCAAACAGUUGACCCUGCUAGCUGAUCAUACACCUUUCAUUUUCAUGCGUUUACGGCAUAGACAUGAAAGUAAUGGCACGAUCCUAAAUGCCUAUACAUACUAUACUAUGGAUCAGCAAGGGUCAUUUAUGCUUCUGUCCAGUAGCAUUCCAAACCUUGGAGACACGUCCCAUGAUCGUUAUGUUCAAAAUACUGCUGUGCCCCUAGUCGACAAAUGGAUAUCAAAGAUGGGGAGACCCAAAACAGAUCCAGAGUCGUUGCCUGUCGUGAAGGCACACAACGCGUUGAUGGAGCAGCUCAAGCUGGCUGCAGAGGAGGCUUUUACUUUGGAAAUGGAUUAUCAAGAGGUGGCCAAGUUGCUCAGCAUAAAGGAAGAAAAUUUGCGGGAAAUCAAAAUGACUCCAAUUGCUAAGAAUAACGCGGCUAAUGAAGCUGUGCCAUCCACAAGCAAAACCAGCACUGCAAGAUCCAGCUCGCAACCUCACCACUCAGAGUCACCUAUGACUGGUGCAAGUCGGAGGAGAUCAGUAAUCGUGAGAAAAAGAUGAGCCAUGCGUUAUGUCAUCUAUAUGUUAAGGUCAGUUUUAUCAUCAAAGUUCCAACACCAAUAUAUGUUAAAGAUGUGGUUUAACCAUGAAUUCCUAUUGAAAGUUCUCAGAAAUAAAUGUAAGUUUAUAUUAUCCUAUCUCAGUAGAACUCUGAUGUUGAUAUGUAAAGAGGUAGAAAAUCGAACAAAGCUUGACGAGUUGCAUUCAACAAUAUUAAAUGUUAUGGAAAUAUCAGAAUAAAUUACUUUGCUAUGAA
This is a messenger RNA of Cloeon dipterum, 1223 nucleotides long. RefSeq names its product BRISC complex subunit FAM175B-like. The transcript is spliced from 8 exons. NCBI's taxonomy places the organism in Eukaryota, Metazoa, Arthropoda, Insecta, Ephemeroptera, Baetidae. Gene Ontology annotation, cellular component: nucleus. Bases 65 to 967 code for a protein of 300 amino acids. Gene Ontology annotation, biological process: protein K63-linked deubiquitination; attachment of spindle microtubules to kinetochore; mitotic spindle assembly. Gene Ontology annotation, molecular function: microtubule binding; polyubiquitin modification-dependent protein binding. The record is from RefSeq and is a predicted model, not a curated record.